UUUCAAACCAGCUUUCGCCCACCAAGUUCCUGUGGCAAUUGAUCCUGCCACAGGUACAUGAAUGCACCCCCUGCUGACAGACUUACACCAGGAAGAGCAGCGUCAUGGUCUCUUCUGGAGGCAGUGGCGCCAACUACCGGCGGCCCCGAGAGGAAAGCGACAUCGCUCGACGGCCGGGGAACCAAACUUACCAGCUGCCGCCCCAUCCCCAUCCCCAGCAGAGGCAGCAGCUGGAUGAUAGCACAAGACAAACGGGAGCAGAUGCUUCGCACUCGAACCAUACCAGCCUUGGUUCUGUGAGCAGUAGGCUGGGUAGGCUCGUGAGACGGCGAUCGCACAUGGUGCACGGCAGAACGAAAAGCAGGAGGUCGUCGAGGUCUGACGACGCACAAGUUUUUGAGGAAGCGCUGGCUGCAGAAGCAGCUCAAAUGGAGCGGGAGAAGGAGUUCCCGAUCCGAGGACUUGCAAGGGCUCUAUCAAACGGUGACCUAUUUUCACACGGCGCGAAAGGCACCAGCGGCAGGGAGCCUUCGAAAACCACAAGCGUCGGACCGAGCCACAAGAAAAAUGUCAGCAGCCUCAUGGGGUUUCUGUGGCCCUCUCCUUCAUCUACAGAAAAGAGGCCUCCUUCGGGGCAAACAUCACUAUCGGCAGCAGACGUUGGGGGAGCGAGCCCAUUCUCCGGCGCGACGAAAGACUAUCCUGCAUCGGCAUCAGGGCGAGAGCAGACCUUGAACUAUCAAGCCUCCGUCAAUCCCCACCACCUCGAAGAAGGCGGCGUUGGCGGCGGCGUGGAUGAGACGCGCCGUCAUCCUGCUGCGGGUUCGAUGGGGCAUGUCAGCGACCGCGUGUCUCUGCCCAACGCUCUCGAUGGAGUUAGAAUUCCAGCAACUCCUCCUCAGCUGGAUGCCACUGAGCAACGGCCCAACUUGGUCCACGUUCGCGAAACGAAAGAGGAGCGGAUAGACACCAGGAGUGAGACAGACCUCAUGAUCGGGGAGAUUCAGAGCAUCCAAAUCGCGGACGAAAUCGUGCUGGCGAGGAAGGCUCUGAUGUUGAUCUUGGGCAGCCUUGUCGUGGCCACCUUGUUCCGCGAGUUUGCGGGACGCUUGGAUAAAGACGUGAACAUCGUCAAUGUAGUCGGGUUUGCGUCGACAAUCUUCCUCUCCUACCCGAUGAUCCGCUUCACGAUAAGGCUGUUCGCCUAUUUUCUCACCACGAGGGCGUCGGCCCUCCUCUACAGAGGGAACAGUUUUUACUACGUUGUCGCCCUGCACCAGGACAUCUCCAUGACCAUCUGGUCUGUCGCUUCCAUGUUCGUGUGGAGGCAGCUGUUUGCCGGAUGGGUGUAUCCCACCGACAGUGAGCUAUCCGGCAAGACAUACCGCUACGGCGACGAAUUGUUCCAGUGUUACGUGGCCUACCGAGUCGGUAUGCUUUUGAAGAACUUCUUGGUGCUGCUGGUGGCCACUUCUUACCUCUGGCGACCCUACUUGCAACGGGUGCAGAGCAGCAUCCUAGCGCAGUAUAUCCUGCUGCUGCUGACGGACUACGCUGCCACGGGCAAGUGCAACCCAGACGACCAGAAGUUCGCGAUUGAGAUGGGGCGGCGAGGAAUCAAGGAGCAGGAGAAGAUCUCGCUAUAUGCCGUUUCGAAGGCGAUGGGCUUCAUUCCCAGGCACAAGCUCGGGCACGCUUUCUUCCGCGAGCUAGGCGGGUCCAACACGCUGAACUCCAGCAGGGACGCCAAGACCCUCGGAGAAUACAUGUUCGACCAGCUUCUCCUCAGGAGUCGCACGUACUCCCCGGGAUGCACCCCGCCCGCUUCCCCCUCGACGAAGCGCUGGGCGUACCUGGCGAACGUGGGCCAGACCGUUCUCGGCGGUGGCAGCAACGCGAACACUUUGAUGAGCGCUAGGUCUUUUCGCGGCGGUCGACUCGGCCCGAGCAACCGCGCGAGCUUGCCCUCCUCGUGGACGGCAAGCGACGUAGGCAGCCUAUCGCCCGCGAAGGGAACUUCUUCCGACGCAACAUUGAAGCCUCCGCCGAGGACAAGAUCGCGUUCGGGAGCGGAGGAACGGGCCGCAGGUAGCGCGCCCCGCGAAGCUGGCGGCGGGUCUCCGAUCGUCACCAGGGGCUCGAGCAAACUUUCAAGCAGUGUCGACAAGAUGCGUAUGGGCCCCAAUGCCAGAGCUGCCAGUGAUAGCGCCGCCGGCGCCGCCGCAGUCACUGUCGACACGGCCGAUGCGAGUGAUGCCGGUAGCAGCGAGAGACCGAGGAACGAAGUUUUGCCGAGCGAGGGCGGUGGCGGAAUGGCUAGGUUCAGAGAGUUCCACGGAGGAGGUAAAAGAGCCCUGUCGGUCAUACAAGACGUCGACUCGUUCGCAGACAGCGAGCUCUUCGUCGCUGGCGAGUCGAAGGCGGAAGGCACCGCCAGUGGCGGAGAAAUGGAGUUUCCGUCGCUUCGUGUGGUCGAUGGUAUGGCGCCGAGGCACGGUCACGAUGUGGCCGAGCUUGCGAAGGAAAUCGCAAACGGAGGCAGUUUUAGCAGUCAGGAUCGCAACGACAACGACGCCGGAGAUGCCAGCAGGGGCAAAGAUUCUGCUGACGGCACCGUUCAGAAAGAGCACGAGGAGAGCAUCGUUCAAGGGAACGGUAGCACACAGAAGGGGGGAAGCAGCGACGAGGUAGAUAAGCCUCAGGAGGAAGAAUUGCUGACCAGGGAAACCCUGUGUCCAAUGCUGGAAGAGCAGGUGCUGGAGAUGGCAUUCACGAUCUUUGACAUGGACAACAAUGGCUCCAUCACGAAGGCGGAAAUGGUGCUGGGAGUCGUGGAUACGUUCAAGGACCACAGGAGCCUCGCACACACCCUACACGACAGCGAGCACAUUGCGCGGAAGCUCGGCCUCAUCAUCUUUUGGCUCAUAUUGUUCAUCCUUGCCUUCGUGUGGCUGUCGAUCCUGGGGUUCGACGUGCUCUCCUUGAGCGUGACGUUCGCGUCGUUCUUGAUCGCCUUCUCCUUCAUGAUCGGCACCGCGGCGAGUAACCUCAUGACCGCGGUUCUCUUCAUCUUCGUGUCGAGGCUGUACGACGUUGGGGACCGGGUGCACAUCUACGACGAUGUCCAGACCGCGGGUGUGGAGCCCAUGAAUGUAGUGGUGACCAAGGUCGACCUGAGGACGACUUCCUUCAGGCGUUGGGACGAACAGAUCUUCUACAUACCCAACCACCUGCUGGCGGAGAAAACGAUCGUCAACAUCCAGAGGACGGCUCACCAGUGGCACGAGUUCUACAUUCACGUUGCGGCAACCACCUCGAGCCGCAAGCUGGAAACACUUCACAACGCCCUACAACAGUUUGCCAAGAAGAAAGACAAGCCUGAAGGCCUGUACCCGCGCAUGGGCUUCUCGCUGACGGGAAUAGAGGACAGCACGAGACUGUCCAUCCGGAUUGUCUUCCGGCAGAGGGGCAACUGGCAGAGCAUGGAAAAAAAAUGGGCCUGCCAGAGCAUGUGUACCUGGGCCAUCAAGAAUGCGUGCGAUACCAUUGGCAUCACCUACUAUCUGCCGGAGGUUCCUGUCGUUAUGAAGAACAAGAUGUCUUGAUUUUUUGAAGUCCCGUUUGUAGAGUACCGCCUGCCAUGGCCACUCAUUGUUUUAAUAUAGUUGUGCCCUGCUUGCCAAGUGUUGGACGGUGAGAGUUGUUUUGUAUUGUGUGCGUAUCCUACAGUUUCUGGCGUGUUUUUGUGGUGUCCGUCUCACUAAACCCCAAGAUGGCACUUGUUCUCUGAGUGCGUGUUCCGCCCUUGGUAUCAGUCGUUCAGCAGCUUGACGUAAAGACAUCCGCGGGAAGGAUAUACUGGCCGGGGCCUUUUCCUCUGUUUUCAUGGAUCAUUAGUCUCCACGGUCGCUGCGUUCCUUUCUGCAACCAGGACAUUGAAGUGGCAACGGUGCGUUACUCUAAAGUGGCAGGCCACCGAUCGCCCCCCCUUCCGCCGGUCAAACACCCAUCAACCUUGUAUGUUAUCUACCCAAAUUGAGUUGCGCAUGUGUCAAUUGCUUUUGUGAAAAGGGGGGUUUAUGUGUUUGCAUUGUGGAGGAUGCUUAUCUGGCUGUCGGCGAUUUUUCGCGAUUUGAUCACAACACGUGUGGUGUUGAGUGCUCGAGUGAGACAUGAAUACUCUCGUUGAUCCUUGUCACUGACGGGUUUUCCCCUCCUCGUUUCUCCCUGUGUUCAUGCAUCGACCUGAAAGUGCCCAUUUGUUGGUAACAGCCCUUGACUUUUUUUGUUGUGUGUUCAUGAGGGAGUCUGACUGCGAGGGCUUAUGUGUAGCACUGAUUUUUCUCCUGUCGUCUGAUUCAACAGGAAGUCGGAAGUACAGGUUAGGACGUGGGUAUCCUGACGGAAUGUUCAUCGGAGGUGUUGUGGAUGGAGCAAGCGAGAAGAUUACGAAAGCUGUGUGUUGACCGUAGACCGUGAAGAUUAAGUGCCUUGACGCAAUGAAUACCGGGUGUCCCUUCGCUUGUUCCGCCGUUGAGGUGUGUGCUUGAUCUUUGAGAUCCAAGUGGCGUCGGGUGAUGUAUCCUGUUGAUUGGCCGGAACUUGUGCUUGUCACUACUAUAUGUUCGCGCCGUGAAAUGCACCCUCUAAGCGCUUGAUCAUACCAGCCAUGCGGUUGCCCUUUUUGUCGCGCCUGCAUCAGAUGGGUCCGGACUCGUGCAUUGUGUGUACUUAAACGAAUCCGAUAUUCCAGGAAU
Molecule: messenger RNA, 4757 nt
Organism: Ectocarpus sp. CCAP 1310/34
Lineage: Eukaryota; Phaeophyceae; Ectocarpales; Ectocarpaceae
Source: the annotation of a GenBank genome assembly